GAGAACUGUGAUUGAAUGACGUGGCGAGUUUUGAUGGCUCAGAGGGUGAUUCAGAUCAGACAGUAGCAAAUCAAUCAAUCAAUAUUGCACGCUUUUAUUAAAUCAUCCCUCUUUCUUUUAUAACCUUUACUGAGAAGAAAAAAAAGUUGUUUCAUUUUAUUUUUUAUUUUCUGGACAUGGGACUUUGACGCAUGUCAUUUCUUUCAUCCUUGCAAGAUCUAUUCAUUUGAUUUGGUUGGCAGGAAAAUUCGUCUAAAAAAUGGCUUCGAUUUCUUACAAAAUAGAGGUUAAGUCCUAGGAGUACGGGUGAUUUCAUCUGGCAGAAAAUUUGUUUUUGGCAUGCAUAUUCUGAAGCUCCGAAGUCGGCAUUGAAGCUUCUUGACAUAAACUAAAAUCAGUUGGUGGAAAUUGUCUUUUGCUGCUAAAUGUGGCCCCAGCAAUACAUGAGGAGGCAAUGGUAAUUCUCGGCUCAGCCCUUAUAUAUAAUGUCCUUGAAGAAGGUAUUUGCACAUACUGGGCUGCUGAAAAGGAUCAAUCUGAUUUUGGUUCUUAUAUUUAGACCUUCAAGGAUCAGUAUUGUGUAGCGUUUUGCAAGUUCAAGAGCCAAUUCGACUGGGAGUCUGGGACAGCGUAUCAUCGAGUUCCAUCUUGAGAUCCUGAAUGAAGGUGGAUGGCACAAUAUUCGUUAUGAGAGGUUGCUGCAAUUUCCAACAGUUCAAUCACAGCACUUUGAAGUUUGUUAUCGACAAGUCUCGAGCUGAUCUGAGCCAUGCAUCUAAUUCAAGCUCACAAACAUAUGUCAAUGGUAGUCGAGUUAUAACCGAAUUUGGACAUGUGGGCUCUGGUUUGAAGAGUCCACUAAGCUUGGACAGAAGUAAAGCCCAAUUUAUAGCCCAAAGCUUCUGGCAGAUCCCCUGCAUGUGAGAUUACGAGUAUUGUGGGCUUUUUCCGCCCAAAACUGUGUUGCAACCCAGCUACAGCGGCAUCCGAGGUUUAGUAAAUUACAAUUAGGAAAGAACCUUUCUUUGAUUUUUUUUUUUUUUGAUCCGAACCUUUCUUUUAAGUUACUCAUACAUGACAUGACAUGAAAAAUCCUUUGCCAACUGGCAAAGCAUAUUUCGGUUUGUUGAUCAGCUCGAAUUGCCCUGUUAUUUUGCAGUACAACUGCUUUACAGUGCAAGGUAAAAACUGCUUGAAGGGGACAGUAUAAAACGCUUUCGACACCAACCCUUUUUUCUCCAUGGCCAUGAGCCAAGUAGGAAAUGCGAUGUUUAAGCUCAAGCCAUAUAGCCUUAGCUUAAAAGUCUAAUAUCUAAGAAAUAAACUCAAACCAGGCCAGGCUUGUCCCGACACGUGGCCCAAUGCAAUUUUCAGCAACAACCACGAGCGACGAUUUGCUUCCAUAUUACUUCAUUAGUCAAAACUCAAAAGUCAAAAGACUUAAGCAAAUCUUGAACUAGGAUGAAACCCCAAAGUUGAAUCCUCUGAUCUGAAGAGAAUCAGAACAAGAAUCAAUGCAGACAGCAAAUUGUCCUUCUCCCAGAUUUAAAACUGUUUAGUUCUAACACUAAAGCCCCCACUUUCCGACUUCCUCCCUUCCCUUUCCUGUCCUUAACCAUGAACAAAGACACCAGCAGCAGCAGCAGCAGCAGCAGCAGCAUCAACGACAUCUCAUACCUCAAAAUGCAAACUCCAACCUUAAAUUCUGUAAAAACCAUUUCGGUACACACUUUAACAAUUCUAAUCAUCUUGUUUUUCACCGUCACUCCCCAUUCUGCCCUCAAAAUACCACCCCCUUUACCCAUUUUACCCCUUCCUUCCUCUCCUCAGCUCCAAUGGCAACUCUCUUCCAUGGCUUUCUUUCUCCACUUUGGACCCAACACCUUCACUGAUUCAGAGUGGGGCACAGGCCAAGCCAACCCGUCUAUAUUCAACCCGACUCGACUAAACGCUUCCCAGUGGGUCCAUGUAGCCAAGGAAUCUGGGUUUUCGAGGGUGAUCCUUACAGCAAAGCACCAUGAUGGCUUCUGCUUGUGGCCAAGCGAAUACACGGAUUAUUCUGUGAAGGCGAGUCCUUGGAGAAAUGGGAAGGGCGAUGUUGUUGCUGAGUUGGCUAUGGCAGCUAAGGAGUCUGGGGUUGCUCUGGGUCUUUAUUUGUCUCCAUGGGAUAGGCAUGAAAAAUGUUAUGGGAAGACUGUAGAGUACAAUGAAUUCUAUAUGGGACAGAUGGUUGAAUUGCUGACUAGGUAUGGAGAUAUCAAGGAAGUAUGGUUAGAUGGUGCAAAAGGGGAGGGAGAAAAGGAUAUAGAGUAUUACUUUGAUGUUUGGUUUAGUCUCAUUCAUCAGCUUCAACCAGGAGCUGUCAUCUUCUCUGAUGCUGGUCCUGACACCAGGUGGGUUGGUGAUGAGGCUGGCGUCGCUGGUUCUACUUGUUGGUCUCUUUUCAAUCGAAGCAAUGCAGCAAUUGGUGGAACUGAUCCUCAAUACUCCCAAGGAGGAGACCCUCAUGGUAUUGACUGGUUACCUGCUGAGUGUGAUGUCUCAAUUAGGCCUGGUUGGUUUUGGCAUGCAUCAGAAGUUCCAAAGUCGGCAUUGAAGCUUCUUGAUAUAUACUACCGAUCAGCUGGUCGAAAUUGUCUUUUGUUGCUAAAUGUGCCCCCAAAUUCUUCGGGUCUUAUUUCAGAUGAAGAUAUACAAGUACUCCAAGAAUUCAAGGAGCUUCGGAGGUCCAUAUUCUCAAAUAAUUUGGCGAAGAAUGCUCUCCUAAAUGCCAGCAGUACACGAGGAGGCAAUGUUAACUCUCAAUUCAGCCCCUAUAAUGUACUUGAAGAAGGUAUUUACACCUAUUGGGCUCCUGAAGAGGAUCAAUCUGAUUGGGUCUUAUAUUUAGACCUUCAAGAAUCAGUAUCUUUUAAUGUUUUGCAAGUUCAAGAGCCAAUUCACUUGGGACAACGUAUCAUUGAGUUCCAUCUUGAGAUCCUGAAUGGAGGUGGGUGGAAGGUAGUGAUUAAUGGCACAACUGUGGGAUAUAAAAGGUUGCUGCAAUUUCCAACAGUUCAAUCUCAGUACUUGAAGUUUGUUAUCGACAAGUCUCGAGCAGAUCCUCUUAUUUCUUUUCUGGGGAUCCAUAUGGAUCAAUUUUCCAUUAUGAGCCAUGCAUCUGAUACAACCUCACAAACAUUUGUCAAUGGUAGUCAAGUCAUUCGGCAAGUUCCAUACAAUCACUCCCAAACUUCCACAAUACAGUAUAUGUAAUUUCAAGCUGCAAUUGUUGUACAGACAAUUGUUCAAAACUAUUACUGAAAUGUAUUGUUACAUAAUUUGGGGCAUCCUCAAAUGCUGAAGGUAUGAUAGUAUAGGUAUAGGUAUAGCAUGUAUGAUUUCUUUUUUUUUUUUUUUGCGCAUCUGAAAAAAAGGCAUUUGCUGAUACUCAACACAGCCUCGAGUCUUGACCUUUAUGCUGUGCUAAAUCACGUGAAGAAUGACGAGGUCAGUCUUAUAGUUCUAGCUAAAAGGGUGCGUUCCUAUGUUUCACAAUUUUUAUGACUGUUUUUGUUAUUGCCUUUCUUUUUUUUUUUUCAUUCAAUUUGUCCCAUUUAGAAGUCAUACAUGCCUUCUUUUAUGUAGAGUUUUGAAGUGGUGAUAAAAUAAAUCUUGUGUCAA
This is a messenger RNA of Durio zibethinus, 3663 nucleotides long. RefSeq names its product alpha-L-fucosidase 1 (gene FUC1). Lineage: Eukaryota; Viridiplantae; Streptophyta; Magnoliopsida; Malvales; Malvaceae. Gene Ontology annotation, cellular component: lysosome. Gene Ontology annotation, molecular function: alpha-L-fucosidase activity. Gene Ontology annotation, biological process: fucose metabolic process; glycoside catabolic process. The record is from RefSeq and is a predicted model, not a curated record.